AUGAUGGUAAUGCAGCUCUGUGCGAUAAGCGCCAUCGAGGGUGCUGACAUUGGCCUACUACCAGCAGUGACCUUCGCUUUGCAGCAGGACCUGCAUCUGCGAUUGGCGCAGGUUACGCAGAUGAGUCUGGCUCAGGCAGUUCUGCAGGCGGCUGCAGGACCUGUAUGGGGUGUCUUGGCAGACCGGAAGGUCAUGCGACGGAAAACCUUACUUGCAAUCGGUGCAUUCUUUCAAGGUGUCUGCACGAUAGCCCUCGGUUGGACCGAGAACUUGGCCAUGAUGAUCAUCAUCCGAAGUCUUAACGGGGCAAUGCUGGCAAGCCUUAGACCUGUUUGCGUUGGAAUCGUGGCCGACACAACAACAGAGCUGUCGCGCGGUAAAAUCUACGGUUACCUGCAGAUGUGUGUGACAGCUGGCAUGAUGCUUGCCACCUUGAUUGGUACGCCAAUGGCCAGUGCCACGAUAUUGGGGAUUGAGGGGUGGAGAGUGGCAUUUGCUCUUGUGGGAGCCUUCGCAAUUUUUACAUCCUUCCUGAUCAUGGUCUUCAUGUAUGAAGCAAAGCACAAGAAAUCUUGGAACAAGGAAAGCCGUCAGAAGUGCACGGGCGUGGCCCAUGAGUUUGCAAAAUUCUUUGGCUACUUCCGAAAGCCAACAUUCGUGUGCCUGAUUGGACAGGGACUAUUUGGAUCCAUUCCUUGGAAUGCAUUUAACUACGCUACACUCUACUUUCAGGUCUCUGGGCUUGCAGACAAGCAAGCUGCCACGCUCACGACCGCAUUCCAGGCGUGCUGUGGCAUUGGAAACGUCAUGGGAGGCUACAUUGGCGAUGCUAUGGCUAGAAGAUGUCCUUACCAUGGACGCGCCUUUACAGCAAACAUGUCGGUUAGCCUGGGGAUACCUUGCGUCUUCCUCAUCUUCAUGACGCACCCCGCAGAGCAGUACCAAUUCGUCUACUACCUGACUUUUCUCGUGCUCAUGGGGCUGACGUCAACAUGGUGCCUGACAGGGGUAAACUUGCCCUUGUUGUCAGAGAUCGUUGAUCCGGCAUCUCGAAGCGGGAUCAUGGCGUGGGAGAGCGCCAUGGAAGGGGCGAUCGCAGCAGUUGCAGGCAAUGCAGCUGUUGGGUUCCUUGCCCAGAACCUUUUUGGUUACAAUCUUGCUGAUGCGGAUCCAGACGAUAAAUCGCAAAGUGAACAGAAUGCCGAAGCUCUUGGGAAGUCUUUGGCGUUAACGUCUGUGCUGCCAUGGACCCUUUGCCUGACCUGCUACAUUUUCAUGCAUUGGGCCUUUCCGUACGACAAGCGGAUGAUCGAGGAGGAGAAGGCGAAGUACAAGGCUCAGCAUGGCCAGCUGUUGUCAGAAUCGACAAGUGCGAGCGAGGACGAGCUUGACGGAGACUUGGAUCGGGAGGCAGCAGAGGAUGAGAACCUGGAGUGGUUGGAGCCUACACGCUGUGGCUAG
Symbiodinium natans is the source of this 1461-nucleotide messenger RNA. The record is from the annotation of a GenBank genome assembly. NCBI's taxonomy places the organism in Eukaryota, Dinophyceae, Suessiales, Symbiodiniaceae.